This is a messenger RNA of Schistosoma intercalatum, 2224 nucleotides long. NCBI's taxonomy places the organism in Eukaryota, Metazoa, Platyhelminthes, Trematoda, Strigeidida, Schistosomatidae. The record is from the annotation of a GenBank genome assembly.
GAUUUUUCCGGCGGCUAUUUUGAGUGCUCUUCGAGAGUCUCUCUUCAUUGCUAUAAGGAGAUUUGUUGUGCAAGACAAACCUUCCCUGAAAUCGUAUUGUUCGCUGUUUAACAAGUUGUUGGUUUCCAAGAAUGUCAUUGUGGUCUUUUUGACUAUUCUUCUCAGUAUUUUAACCACAACACUGGUGUCUUUCACAUAAAUGGAUUACUCAAGUGAUCCACUGACAGAUUGUCAGUCUCAAAUGUUAUCGUUCUGGGAUCUCAUACGUGUUGAAAUAGAUGGUCUAAAAUGUGACCAUGCCGCUUUCAAAACCCAGGACUUACCACUGGCUCGUAUUAAAAAGAUUAUGAAGUUGGACGAUGAUAUCAAAUGUAUGAUGAUAAGCGCUGAGGCACCUAUAUUGUUCGCAAAAGCCGCUGAGCUUUUUAUACGAGAACUAACGUUGAGGGCAUGGAUCCAUACAGAACGUAACCGUCGGCGUACUCUUCAAAGAAAUGAUAUAGCAAUGGCAGUCAGUGAUGGCGACACAGAUCAAUUUGAUUUUCUUAUUGAUAUUGUACCACGUGAAGAAGCAAGAGGACAUCGUCGGCCAACGCAAACAACCUCAGCUUCAAAUGCUAAUGGGAAUUCAACGAAUAUGAAGUCGGAAAAUCCUUCACAUAGAAAUAAUUUUCUUACGAAUACAAAUGAUACUCACUCAUUAUCUCUAGGACAAAACUCUGGUCAAAUGGUCGUCUCCGGUUUGUCCAAUGAUGUUACAGGAUCUUCAACCCAACCACAAACAGUAACUGUUGCUCUGGCAUCUGCGGCCCUUGCCGGGGCAACAUCUGUUAAUUCAGCCAUUCCAUGUCAAACAUUAGUGCAGCAAAAUCAACCUACAGCUGUUCAUUUUACAACGAUCUCUUCUGGGAAUGGUUUAGCCAUCGCCCAGUCUUCAGCUAAUUCUGGGUCAACUGUAAUAGCAGCUUCAGCACCUAAUGCCACCACAGUCGCUACCACCGCAGCUCCUUUGCAAUAUGUUCUUCAACUUCCGGUUGGCACAGCGGGAGCAUCAGCUGGUCAGCCGUUUCAAAUACAAGUCCUUCCCCAACAUUUUCAGACUGCUAACACUGACGCUGUUUCUGCCGGUCAAGCUGGUGCUAUCCUUGCCGAUGGAAAUACACUUCCUUUAGUUCAAGUUGUCUCUCAACCCGGUGGCAUAGCAGUUCCAAUCAUUCAAGAGGCUGGUGGCAGUCGAACUCAAAUUUUACAGCUUCAGAUGCCAGAAUCAACUGCUGGUCAACGACCGACCUUGUUUCUACAGCAAGCCGGUGCUCUGCUAGGGACUCACAUGGGUGCAGUAAUUGCCAGUGUAGAUGGUCAUUCUCAACAAAUUAUGUACAGUUUACAAGCACAACCUCUGGUUUCUUCAAACUCUUCAUCAAGAGCCCAAGUUCUUCUUUCAUUGGAUGAGGCAUCUGAAUGUAUCUCAUCUAUUGCAGAUUCAAACUGUAUAACAUCUAAUAACAGUAUCCAUGCUGGUGCUGCUCAGUUAUUAGAUGAAGCAGCUAGUGAAUUAGAUAUUGCAUCAUCUGUUGCUGUACCACAUUCAGUAAGUACUGAAAUACUUGGACCUAAAGAUUACACUCCUCAUUCUACGGAGCUUGAUCACAAGCCGGUUAUAAACUCCGGUAGUGUUAUGAUUACUGAUGAUCUUGUAGGUCUAACCGAAGGUCAAGCAGUCGAGAUUCACACCGUAGAGUCAAAUAACAGAGAGCGCUUGGAGUCUGGAGUUGACAGUAGUAAUCCGCACCCAACUGUUAUUACAGAUGAUGAUGAAACCGUUUGAAACGAACACUUUGUCAUAUUCUUAAUGUUGUCCAGUUUUAUUCUUUGCUUCAAAAUACAUGUAUGUAUAUAUGCAUACCACUACAGAACAAAUUUCGUCCUGUUAACGUAACUCGUCUAUAACAUGUUUCUUCAACGUUUUAUUUGCUCACAGCUAUGCUAUGUAUUAAAAAUGUGUGUUCAUAAACUAAAGACCGCUAUAUUCUAUGAAUCGUGUGAAUAACUAUGCCGAAUACGAAAUAUUAUAAUAAUUCUAUAUAUACCUUUCAGUCUAAUUGUUUAUAUGAGAUUUUAAUGUUCGCAUAUUUAAAAACGUUUACUCCAAAAUAUCUUGUUUGGUUUUAUUUUCAAAACCUAGUAUUUAUGUUACUUCGUUUAUUAAAUUAUUAUUUGCUUC